AUGGAGAGCAGUGAUGAUGAUAUUGCAGCAGCUAUCCCUCAAUCGGCUCAACAGAAUGCUUCAGCUGAUCUACCAUCCACAAAUACUGCAAGCACAAGUACUUUGCGGCCAACCACUGAACGACAAUAUCCUGUGAAAGAAUUCGCAAUCCUCCUAUUGAAAUGGAAAGAAGCAAAGAAGGUACCAGAGUCAACGCUUAACGAGAUUGCAAACGACAUGUUCAAUUUUUUCAAUGAUUGUGGGCCACAGCUUUUUUCUGCACAAGGUAGUGAUGUAGAACCAUCUGCGAAUAGUGAAAUGGGGCAACUUUUGGCAAAAAAAGGUCGUGAACGCUUUUGGACUGGUGCCCUUCCAUAUGUUGAGCCAGUCACAGUGACCUUAAAUGAAGCUGGCGAAGCACGAGUAAGCUUCCAGUACGUGCCCAUCUUGGAGGUGUUGAGACACUACGUCGAAUGGCUUGACAAUUCACUCACCAGUGACCCAUGCAGGUUUGCUGACACCUUAAGCUCGGUGUUUGAUGCAUCAGCCUUUGCAAGCCAUGAGUAUUUCUGUGGGGAUCGGGAAAAGUUGUGCAUCCAGCUUUACACUGAUGAAUUUGAGGUGUGCAAUCCCAUCGGUGCACAAAGACAAAAACACAAGCUCAUGGCUGUGUACUAUACUUUGCUAAAUGUACCAUCACGCUUGAGAGCACAACUUUCACACAUCCAUUUGGCUCUAUUAUGUAAAGAAAAGCACAUUCAAAAGUACGGGCUUGACAGAAUACUGGAACGGCUGCACCAGGAUAUUGCCCACCUGGAAAUUGAAGGUAUCACGGUUCACAACAAAAAGAUUACUGGUAGCGUAUUCUGCCUCUCAGGUGACAAUCUUUCAAGCCAUCGGAUUGGUGGGUUCAAGGCAAGCGUUAACCAUGGACACAUUUGUCAAUUUGCAGGGCUCUACAUCAUGAAAUUCGAACAAAACACAAAGAACAGGACUUUGUGUUGCGCACUCCAGCAGUCCACAAGUUCCACUUGGACAUGCGUCGUGGGGGUGCUGCAACGUUGCCUCGUUAUGGCCUUAAAGCACCAUCUGUAG
Molecule: messenger RNA, 1074 nt
Organism: Ornithodoros turicata
Lineage: Eukaryota; Metazoa; Arthropoda; Arachnida; Ixodida; Argasidae
Exons: 1
Coding region: 1-1074 (357 amino acids)
Source: RefSeq, a predicted model, not a curated record